UCAGUCCCCGGGCUCAGGACCCUCUCCGCGCACGGGCAGGUCUGACAGCAAGGAGACGCGCCGCAGGAUCACGCCAGGUGUGUGCCGAUCAGUUCAGACAGUUACUCGUCGGUGACAGUGGCACAAACACCAGCACCGUUUCCCACGGACGAAUCUCCCUAAGAGGGCGGGGGUUGGGUGUUUUUUUUUUUUUUUAAGGGGUACCACUCAUUCUCACACACCCCCUCCUCGGCAGCAUCCUGAGCAGGUCUUCUAGUCAUUUCCACAGUGAACGAGCAACAGGUUGAGCAGCAGCACCGGCAGCAGCAGUGUGAAGGCGAGCGAAGCCUACCAUGCCGAGCAAAAGCCAGUAUCUGCGGCCCCGGCUGUGCACGCUGGAGAAGGGGGACAACGGCUACGGCUUCCACCUCCACGGGGAAAAGGGUAAGACGGGGCAGUUUAUCCGGUUAGUGGAGUCCGACAGCCCGGCGGAGACCUCGGGGCUCCGCGCCGGGGACCGGCUGGUGUUCGUCAACGGGGAGGACGUGGAGAACGAGAGCCACCAGCAGGUCGUGUCCCGGAUACGGGCCACCGUGGGCCGGCUGGAGCUCAUCGUGGUGGACCCGGACACGGAGCAGCUGCUGAAGAAACACAACAUGAAGUGUCUGAAGGAGUACGUCGCCGACGGUGUCCCGUUACCCUUCGACGAGGAGGAGGAGGAGGAGGAGGCGGAGGAGGAGGCUGGGGAGGUAGACGGGACGGAGAGCGGGGACGAGCGGCACCCCAAGCGGGACGAGACGGAGGAGGAAGAGGUGCUGGUGGUGGUGGAGGAGCAGCGGCAGCAGCAGGAGGAGGAGGAGGAGGUGACACCCAAAAAGUCCGCGCCGGUCCCGGACAGUAACGGAGGAAUCCACGAGCACGUCGAGAAGAAGCUGAGCAUCAACUCCGACAAGGAGCUGUGUACUGAACUGCGGCCACGUCUGUGUGUGAUCCAGCGAGGGUCGAACGGAUACGGCUUCAACCUGCACAGCGAACGGGCGCGGCCGGGCCAGUACAUCAGAGCUGUGGAUGAAGAUUCUCCAGCAGAGAGGGCAGGCCUGCUGGCCAAGGACAGGAUAGUACAGGUGAACGGUGUGUCAGUGGAUGGGAAGACGCAUUCAGAGGUAGUGGCUGCCAUUAAAGCCGGUGGGGAUGAGACCCGGCUGCUGGUGGUGGACCCUGACACGGACACCUUUUUCAAAAGGUGCCGAGUGGCCCCCACCACGGACCACCUGACUGGUCCACUGCCGGAACCUGUCAUUAAUGGAGGAAUGGAGGAGAAGGUGAAUGGAAGAGGGGCCAAAGAGGCAGAGAGGGACUCGACGCUGUCAGUCAGCCCUUCUCCAUCCAACGCCUCGUCCAACACUUCGCUCGCGGCCACGCCCACAAACACCCCACCUGAGGGCCCGAUCACGGAUCCCAUCCCAGCUCUCAACCUGAGCCUGCAGCAGGUCAAAGAGCUCGCCCACCAGAAACGCUCCAACAAGAGAGCCCCGCCCAUGGACUGGACCAAGAAAAACGAACUCUUCAGCAACCUAUAGGGCACCUCACAUCACCUGACACACACAGAUUUUUAUUGUUAUUAUAGUGAUUCUUACGAAGAGACGUAAGAUAUACCUUUUUUUUAUUGGUUAUAAUGACAUUAAAAGAGGAGUAUAACUAUUGGCAGGAGAUAAAAUUCAAGCCAUUCUGUAAAAUAUAGCAUUCUUCUUAUUACUCUUCAUGGUAUUAUAACCCAGAUAUUAGAUGUAUAAUGUGCUACUAACAAUGAAAGAUGCAUACGCCAACGAAAGAGAAGUGGCCCAUGCUGAAAAUGUGUAUGUAUGCGUGUAUGUAGUUAUUUAUGCCCUGUGAAUGCAUGGGCAUCUUUUCCAUUUUGGGUGUGUAUGUCCGUGUGUGUGUGUGUGUGUGUGUGUGUGUGUGUGUGUGUGUGUGUGGACCCAGACAGUCUGUGAUUCCUUUGGAAAUGAGGAGGAGUCGAUCCUCGUGCUACGUUUAAUGACCCGCUCCUUUUUAUAUGAACAUUUAAAAACAUUAAAGUGUCUUCUGUUAGAAUGAGAACGGGACCGGCCAAAUGCUAUAAAACCAGCCUGACAAUCAGUGCAUCGUUGAUCUCUAAUUCACUCACUUCAUCAGUUUAGGGAUCAAACAUCUGACACAGGACUGAGAUACAUUAACUUUUGGGUCAUUUAUUUCAAUGUUUUUAUUUGUGUAGUUAUUCACUCUAAUUAACUUUUUUUUUUUUUUUUUUUUUUUUUUUUUUACAGAUAACAUGUUAGAGCUCUUUUGUGAUCCCAAAAAUGAAGAUAAACACAACGUAUUGCUUUUUAACAUGAAACUCCUUUUGGGAAUCAUUUGUGAUUUUUUGGGAAAUAUUUACUGAUGGCUUUAAACUGGAAAGAACUUUAUUUUAAAGUGGGUUAUCUUAUAAUGAAUGUAUAUAUCAUAUAUCAUGUAUAUUUUUUCAUUUUUGACAUAAAUUUCACUCACUGAAAUAAAAGUGAUUUCAGCUUAAUCCUGUCUUGCUACAAUGCCAUCCACUGUUUAUCCAUACGUUGUCUGAAUACCUGAUAUCAUCUUUUGAAUAAAUGUGAACUACAGUUUAUUAUGAUUAACUUAUACCGUCCUUACUUUGCCAUCUAGUCCACUGUGAAUGGCUGUUCACUUCACAUUUUUAGCAUAUGGAAGACUUUUAUUGCUCCUGCAAAAUGCUUUGUGAGAGAUUUUUACACAUUUCUAUUGAUGUCUUAAAAACAUUCAUUAUGUAACUUUUAGAUCAUGUAUUUCUAAAAGAAUGUCUGUGCUUCACUAGAUUUUAUGCCUUUGUCCAAUAUUGAGAAAAGUGAUGAUUUUAAAACUGAAUGAUUUAAUUAUAUGAAGAGUUUUUUGUAGCUUGUGUAGGCGAUUUCUAUACUGUAAUAAAUCAG
Molecule: messenger RNA, 2945 nt
Organism: Xiphias gladius (swordfish)
Lineage: Eukaryota; Metazoa; Chordata; Actinopteri; Istiophoriformes; Xiphiidae
Gene: nherf1b
Product: SLC9A3 regulator 1b
Exons: 6
Coding region: 333-1559 (408 amino acids)
Biological process (GO): protein localization to plasma membrane
Cellular component (GO): apical plasma membrane
Molecular function (GO): signaling receptor binding; protein-membrane adaptor activity
Source: RefSeq, a predicted model, not a curated record